AUGGUGGUCUGCGAAGUCGUGCGCUUGAGGAAUGCGAGCCCAUGCACCUUUGAAAUUCAGGCCGAGGACAUCUUCCACAGUUCGCCGACAAUCGGUGGGCUUCCCGUCAAAGAGGAGUACUUCGAGGUUCCCCCCGGCUUCGAUGCAGAAGCAGAUGGCCUGGUGGUGCCCUGGUUCCUGACCUCCAUUGACGGCUUGGUCAUUCGAGAGGCGGAAAGUGGUUGCAUCCUCCGCUGUUCGGCUGGGCCCAAGGUGGACAACUCAAACAACAGUGACUGGCUGCAGCUCCACUGCCUGGACUGGGACCCGGUGAACGAGGAGAGCUGGCUCGAGCUGGGGCAGCGCCACUUCAUCGGAGCCAUUGGGCACUCUGUCCAGCUGCAGCUCACAUUUCGGCAGCCCCGCCUGCUGUGUCCUGGCAUGCCUCCAGGAACCAGCCUGGGCCAUGGGGCCAAAGACGUGCCGACAGACCAGAGGCAGCAGACGCAGUCAGUGCAGGGGCCCAUGGAAGCCUCUACUCUCGCCACCUGGCUGUCUUUUGCAUCCGAGGUGGAGUCUGCACCUGCAUGUACCGUUUUCCUGAACGUGUAUGACUUGGCUCCUGUCACGUCUGUCGUGAACUCCUUCCUUUGCAACACCAUGGUGAAGACCUUCGGUGCAUUUCAUGCCACCAUUGAGAUCUAUGGACAGGAAUGGGGGUUUUACCGGCAAGCAGAUCCGGAGCAAUGCGGCGUGUGCAGGAGCCUUCAGCCUCGGCAGCAUCCCAUUCACGUCUACCGGCAGUCCGUGAACUUGGGGCAGACGCGGCUCACGGACCGGGAGGGGGUUUAG
Messenger RNA from Symbiodinium necroappetens, 831 nucleotides. NCBI's taxonomy places the organism in Eukaryota, Dinophyceae, Suessiales, Symbiodiniaceae. The record is from the annotation of a GenBank genome assembly.